Molecule: messenger RNA, 261 nt
Organism: Entrophospora candida
Lineage: Eukaryota; Fungi; Glomeromycota; Glomeromycetes; Entrophosporales; Entrophosporaceae
Source: the annotation of a GenBank genome assembly
AUGGCGUUUCAACCAGUAAAUCCAAAACCUUUUUUACAAGAAUUAACAGGUAAACCCGUUAUGAUACGUUUGAAAUGGGGUAUGGAAUAUAAAGGGUACUUGAUGUCGGUUGAUUCUUAUAUGAAUAUACAACUUGCUAACACAGAAGAAUUUAUCGAUGGCAAUUCAACUGGUGCACUUGGUGAAGUAUUGAUUAGAUGUAAUAAUGUUCUAUAUAUUCGAGGAAUUGAAGAGGAUACAGAAAUGAGUGGUGGAACGUAA